CUCCUUACUCGGGCCGGGCCUGCGCCUUGCCCCGGCCCUGGCGCCCUCCUGGCGGUGAAGGGGUGAGGGGGGGCGGCGGGAGCCAGGAGGUUGGGAGGCCGCGGGUCCCCUCAGGCCGCGGCGCUGGUGCCUGAGGGAUACAGGAUGCUGUUUCCUUUGGUGCUGUGUGCAGUUGUGCUACUGGGCAGCAGUAAAGUUCAAGAUGAUGAAUGGAUCGACCCCACGGAUAUGCUUAAUUAUGAUGCAGCGUCAGGAACGAUGAGGAGACCUUACAAGGCAAACUACCAUGGUGCUGAGGAUAAGGCUGGGGAUGCAGUCAAUACUGAAGCCUUAUUGAGGUCUUCAAGGGAAGUAGAUUCCUUGCAACAGAAGAUUGCAGAGUGUGAGAAGAGGAAUGCCAAAUCACGCGAAACCCGUAGCUUUUACAUUUUCAAGCGAUACCUGAAUAAGAUUUUAAAUGAAGCUGGAAAACUUGGCCUUCCUGAGGGAAACGUGGGCCACGUCCAUUACGAUGCUGAGAUCAUCCUGACAAAACAGACGUAUUCGGAGAUCCUCAGGUUUCUCAACGAGGAGACCUGGCAGUCGGGUGCUGUGGACGAUGCGCUCAGCGAUAUUUUGAUCAAUUUUAAGCACCAUGAUUAUGAAGCUUGGCACUGGAGAUUUGAAGACACUUUUGGAAUUGAUCUAUAUAAUAUGUUUAUGAUACUCUUGUGCUUAGUGUGUGUUGUAAUUCUAAUAGCUACGGAGCUCUGGACGCGCAUUCAUUGGUUUGUUCAGCUAAAACGUGUUUUAUUAAUAAGUUUUCUCAUCAGUUUCGCAUGGAAUUGGCUUUACUUGUAUAAGCUGGCCUUCGCGCAGCAUCAGGCAGAGAUUGCCAAGAUGGGACAGUUUGAUAACAUCUGCGCCGAGAAGAUGGACUGGGGAGGAAGUCUUAUCGAAUGGUUCAGAAGUAAAUGGACGUUUCAGGACGAUCCCUGCCAGAAGUACUAUGAAACUCUGCUGGUCAAUCCUGUUCUGCUGGUUCCACCCACAAAGGCAUUGGCAAUUACUUUCACCAACUUUGUAACGGAGCCGUUGAAGCACGUGGGACAAGGGAUUGGUGAAUUCAUCAAAGCACUUAUGAAGGAGAUACCAUUUAUUCUGCAGGUUCCAGUGCUAAUUAUCAUGGCUCUGGCUGUCCUGGCUUUCUUCUAUGGUGCAGGAUCAUCAGUGUCUGUGUUAAGAUACUUAACAACUUCUCAGAGGAAAAGUCUUCCUCCGCCUGAGGGCCAGCAGGAGCAGAUAGCCUUUGGGCAGUAUGAGGGCAGUAACGCGGAUGGCUGUUACACACAGAAGCCUCCUUACCUUUACAGAGGAUCUUACGACCGAGGAGAUGCUCCUGCCAGAGCAGGAACUGGCAGCAGAAGUCCUGACAUGGUGCACGCAAGUGAUGAGCCAGACAAGCAAGUAGAGGAAUGUCGCAAACCAGAACCUGGUAAUAGAUUGCACACUGAGUCUGAAGUUUGUAGACUAGAAACUAUCACAGCUGAAAGCCUUACUGAAGAACACGCGCGUGAGCAGCAGAAACAGGAGACAGGCAAAGCAGAGCGAGAGACUGGAGAAAACUGUGAUCCUCAUAAAAACCUAGAAGGGAAAAGUUCUGUAACGGAACCAUGUGAAGAGAAGAAAAAGAGCGGUUCCCGGGACUCCCAGGAAGGAGACUGAGGACACCCCAGGAUCUGCGGUGGAGUAGAGGAUGUUGCCACUGAAGCAGCUGGGAAUCUGUUCUUCUCCUGGAAGUAGCAUCUCUGAUCGUCCAUCCUGUUACUCUGGAACCGACUCAGCAGAUCAAAGAACCCUUCAUCUGCCAUUGCCUCUCGACUGUUUUUCUGAAGAGGAGAGAAGAGUUAGGAGUAUUUUGAACUCAAGAGUACCCUAAACUAGGACAGCUGUGUCACAGUUUCAGUCCAGUAAUAUGUUUGAUAUUUGCACAUCUGAAAUCCAUUAAAUGAAUUUUGUUAGUCA
This is a messenger RNA of Calidris pugnax (ruff), 2004 nucleotides long. It is a transcript of the gene CLCC1, whose product is annotated as chloride channel CLIC-like 1. Gene Ontology annotation, molecular function: chloride channel activity. Gene Ontology annotation, cellular component: endoplasmic reticulum; membrane. The coding region runs from base 145 to 1704 and encodes 519 amino acids. Lineage: Eukaryota; Metazoa; Chordata; Aves; Charadriiformes; Scolopacidae. The record is from RefSeq and is a predicted model, not a curated record. The transcript has 12 exons.